AAAUCGGAUUUCUCAACAUUUAAGCUGCUGGAGCUGCGACGGACCAGCUGGAAAUGACAUCUGGAAAAGUGCCCCCAAAAACCCGGCUGAAGAUAACGAUGGUCAAAUCGGAAUCGUCCAAGGGUGGUAUGGUGUCCCGCACGCUAGCCUUCCCACUGGCAACGGGCGACGAUAUCGAGUAUCUGGAGCAGUGCGUCAAAAGCUCGGAAGAUCUCAAACUGCAAUACGAGAAAAUACUGCAACACUUUUUGCAAAAGACACCGAUGAAGCCGGCAUUUGCGCUGCUGCACGUGUUCACGGAGGAGGCGCUGGCGGACUACAACUACAGCGGUCACUGUAACUAUACGCGCGAUAAGAAAAAGGCGAUGCGCCACUACGUCAUCUUUACCACGUGCAUCGAGUCUGCCUGGUCCAGCAUGCUACCGGACGAGCUGAGAAGCCGAGCGGUGCGGGACGUGAUCGCUUUGGUAGGCAAUCGCAAGCGGAUGCGUAGGCUAAAGGAACGAAAGCUUAAAAGUAACCAGAUCGGACGCUUGGAACAUGGAAGAAACAUUUCUUGAAAACAAUCUUGAAGGAUUCGUUAACGAUUUUUUUGUUUUGUAUAUGCAACAACAGCACAAACUGAGCUGCUAAACCGAUCGUUUAAUUUUAUCGAAUAACUCACAAUGGAUAAGAAAGCAGAAUACAUUGUACAAUUCUUAUGAUGCUGCAAAAGAACAGUCGAAGGAGGGCACCACCACCGUAAACGAUAGUAGCGAGUCUACGGCGUUGCCCCCAGAACGCGAGGUGGACAUUAACCCGGAAGCGUG
Anopheles stephensi (Asian malaria mosquito) is the source of this 809-nucleotide messenger RNA. RefSeq lists its product as uncharacterized. NCBI's taxonomy places the organism in Eukaryota, Metazoa, Arthropoda, Insecta, Diptera, Culicidae. The record is from RefSeq and is a predicted model, not a curated record. Bases 54 to 560 code for a protein of 168 amino acids. The transcript has 6 exons.